AUGGCAUCACAGGUUAAAAGAAAGAGGAACAGGGUUCCUUUGAGUUGUACUAUAUGUCGGAAACGUAAGGUAAAGUGUGAUAAGACAAGACCACAUUGUCAGCAGUGUAGCAAGACUGGCGUGGCACACUUGUGCCACUAUAUGGAGCAGACGUGGGCAGAGGAGGCCGAGAAGGAGCUUUCAAAAGAAGCCGAGCUAAAACAGCUGCGAGAACGCGUGAAAUCGCUAGAGGAGACGCUAUCGAAAAUACACUCUGUGAGCAAUAACACCCCAGAUAGCAAUACUGCUGUAUUGGAUGAGCCCAAGCUCGCGCAGCAAAAUAAUUACGAUAACGACGAGCUAGACCUUACAAGACAGUUUGACAUGUUGCACUUAAAAAACAACGGGACUGUGCAUUUGGGUGCGACUCACUGGCUUGCCAUCAUGAAGGGAGAUCCAUACCUGAAAUUACUGUGGUCGCAUAUCUUCACUUUAAGAGAAAAGCUUUCUGAAUGGUACUCUCAGAAAAGGAGAUCAUCGGGUGGCGGCGUCUCGACAGGGAGAUGUCCCGUCGUGCAUCAAGCAGGCGGAGGGCUCAGGGGAUCCGUACCUCGCGGUCCCGGCGUACCGACGAAGAACGGAGAAGGUAACGGCAUGAGAAAAUGUCCAGUGGAUCACCAGGCUUUGAUGGAAGCUAAAGGAAACGCCAACCUCAUGGAGACUCAAUCUGGUCCCAGAGAGACAGGCAAAUGCCCUAUUAACCAUGGUCAAUCAGAAGAACGGAAAUGUCCGGUAAAUCACGCCCAGCUGGAAGAGCGAAAGUGCCCUGUUAGUCAUGGAAAGUCUGAAUCAAAAUGUCCAGUGGACCACGGCCAACGGGAGGUACCAAUCACUCAGAGUGGAAGCUUUGAUGUUGAAUCAAAAUGUCCUGUUAACCAUAGCACGGGUGUAAAUGGAUCAAGUACAGGUUGCCCGGUUAUCCCUCAUACAACCUCGCUUCCUUCAUUUGAUAAAUUAACUUCCAAGUGCCCUGUUAUACAUGAUUCAACACCUCCACCUCCUAGUAGUGUACCACACAUACCAGAACAUAUUACACAAGAGCAAGCCAUCGCACGGUUGUGCAAACUCUUACCACCAAAGAGAAUAAUAGCAUUAUUACUGGAGAAGUUUUUCAAAUACAUCUAUCCAGUAAUCCCCAUACUAGAUGAACAGAGUUUCAAGAGCCAAACUGCUCAAAUAAUUCAAACCAAAGAUGAUGUCAUGACAUUGAAACUGACAAAACCCUCAGAUUGCUGUAUAUUAGGAAUACUGGUGAUCAUUUUGAGAAUCACUUGGUUAUCGCUACCACAGAAUGCCUGUGAUAUUGAUCUUGGCCCCCAAUGCGUGCGCUUUUUUGUCCCUCAUGUGACCACCUCGACAGUGACGCAAUCUAAAGAAGAACUAUUACUUAUGAAUUUUGGGACCCCAUCCGAGGCAGUUCACUUAGUUAGGAAAUAUCUGAUCAAGUUUGAUGAAAUUACCAGCUUUUCCAAUAGUAGCGUUAAUCUGACUACGGUGCAAUUUGCAUUAUUUUACAAGCAAUACUUAAUGUGUUGUCCUGAUGUAACAACCGACACACAGAUGAACACCUUCACAUCUACUAGUCAGGAUAAUGAAACUCAUCAAAUGUUACUGUCAAGUAUCGUUCAAAUGGCGUUCAGUUGUGGGUUACACAGAGACCCUGAUAAUUUCCCUCAACUUACCGCAAAUACACACGGAAAGCUCAAUAAGGAGGCAAUUACCAAUGCGGAAAGGCUCAAGCACACAUGGAGAAAGACGUGGUAUUUCAUCGUGUCGCUAGAUGUCCAACAAUCGAUAUCAUUGGGAGCACCACGCCUGCUUCGUAAUCUGAGGGAUUUCAGUGAUACUAAAUUGCCUUCUACAUCCAAGAUAGACUAUGUUCGUGACAUCAAAGAAUUAAUUGUGGUAAAAAAUUUUACAUUAUUUUUCCAACUAGACGUCUGUAUUAUGGCUGUCUUAAACCAUAUACUUAAUGUUUCGAUGGCAAAAACAGUGAGAAAGUUUGAACUUGAUUCCUUAAUUGAAAUUCUCAAAGAACUGUGUUUCGGAGGGGGGAACGUCAACGAAGUUUUGAACAAGCUAGUCAACAAUGGUCUUCUUUUCACAACAGAAGGCAGCAUUGAUCAGACAACUGAUGAAAUAUAUACAUUACCUUCAUUAGAACAGGUGCUCUCUCCUCCUCCACCAACUGAAAAUGAAAAAGAUAAGAAGUUAAAUCUUCCUCACGAAAUGACGACUCGAGCAUUAUUUUUUUCAAAACAUAUGACUCUGAGAAUGUUGCUUUAUCUAUUGAAUUACAUCCUUUUUACGCACUAUGAACCGAAGGGUAAUAUUGAUGCCGGAACGAGACCGUUAGCUAAAGAGUACGCUCAGGAAGCUCUUAAUUAUGCAAUGGAUGGGUUUAGGAACUGUCUCUUGUUUUUUAGCAACGCGAAGAUUGUCGAAGGUGGUAAUGGAUCUAUAUUUAACUAUAUGGAAGUCGCAUUAACUCCUUGCUGUUUAGACAUUGGGCAUAGAGCACUACAAUUUAUGGUUUGCCUAAUUUUACGUGCCAAGUGCGGUCCAUUAACUGGCAUGAGCGAAAGUCCGGUUAUUGCGAGUGCCAAUAAUACAAGUAGCAGCGAAGAUGAAAAUGAUGGCAAAAAUGGUACUGGCUCUAAAGAAGGUUCUGUGGAUAGUGCAGACAUGACGAAAGACAUAAGUCUUGACGUGGGAGACGAAUUAGCUGACAUUCUUAUGGCGAGAAUGGUCCUCUUUCAUAAGCUCACGAAGCAAAUUUCCAAUAAGUAUCAUUAUGCCAAACGUAUGAUGAAAUCGACUGGCUUUUUUAUUACAUUACUAAAAAAUCCAUCAGGAAAGUCUGGAGCUGGAGGGAAAAACGCCACCAGCAUCCAAAAAGGAUUACCAAAAUUCCAACAUCCAAGCAUUGCUAAAAUGUCAGGCUUUUUCAAAAAUGUACCUUCAUUAGUCUUAUCGGCCGACGGAGAUCAACUAAGGAGAUGUCCUGUAUACCAGGACGCAUUAGGGUUCCUUCCUCCCAGGGCAAAUUCGAACGGCAUGCCAGCAAGUCAAUCUUCCUCCGUGGUUCAGCAGCUGCCCCCGAUUAGGGCGUAUCGUCCAAUUACAUACACUAGCAAUGACUUGCGUCGCACGUCUGAUGUGCGGGAGUCAGAUUCUAAAAGGCGUAAGCUCACUACAACUAGUCCAAGCGACCAAGAUUCGUUGCCAGCAGGUGGACUAAAAGCAGAGACUCCACGAGUAUGGUCUCCAUUGCCAGUCCUACAAUCGGCUUCACCUCCAGCCCCCGCGAUGUUGGGUGCAGGUAUGAAAAGUGAAUUACUACCCCCAUUGGAGAGAGUUGCCGGUGCAUUCAGCCCUGCAGAGAGUUUUAAAAACAGUGCUGUUUCAAUAAGUGGAUCAUUAGGUAUGCAGUCACCUGCAGCAGUCUCAGAGGUCUCAUCGUCUGUGAAUUACACUCCUGAUUUCGAAGACUUUUUGAUGCAGAAUUCAAACUUCAACGGUUUAAUGAUAAAUCCAUCCAGCAUAGUUGAAGCUGUAGGUUUUGAAAACUAUAGUACUCAGAAUAACGAUGGGAUGGGAAUUGCUACCGAUUUCCUCCCAAUCGAUAACUCAGAGAUAGAUGGCCUGGCGGAAUUAUCAAGCACCAAUGGCGCAGACUUCCCAAUUUGGGAAUAA
Lachancea fermentati is the source of this 3735-nucleotide messenger RNA. The record is from the annotation of a GenBank genome assembly. Lineage: Eukaryota; Fungi; Ascomycota; Saccharomycetes; Saccharomycetales; Saccharomycetaceae.